CGGUGUGGACGGAGAGGCACGCCAGCGCGUGGAAGUGCUCUCGGUGCGCGUGCAUGGCUCGCUCAGCAGCAGGAGGAGCUGUGACCGUACAGUUGGGCAGAGAUGGGGUGCACAACCUAAGUUUAAGCCGACACCGCGGCUGGGUUUUAGCAGCUUCGGAGUAAUUUUUUUCACUUAGUUCCGAGAAAUGGCGGCGCCGGAGCCGAGGAGGUGAGCAGCAGCUCGGUCCGCUCACCGGUGGGUGGGGGUUCAAAACAGUGCGCACUCUUUUCUAGUGGGGUCCCAUUUUUUUUGUUAUUUUCCCACUGAUAUUCGUGUGGAAUCAUGACGACGGGACAGGACGAGAGUUCGGUCCGGGUGGCUCUGAGGAUCCGUCCUCAGCUGGCCAGGGAGAAGAUAGAGGGAUGUCAUAUCUGUACGUACGUGAUGCCAGGAGAGCCCCAGGUGAUCCUGGGAAAAGACAAGGCCUUCACCUUUGAUUAUGUGUUCGACAUGGACUCCCAGCAGGACUCCAUCUACACCACCUGCACCGAGAAGCUGAUCGAGGGCUGCUUCGAAGGCUACAACGCCACCGUGUUCGCAUACGGACAGACGGGGUCAGGAAAGACUUACACAAUGGGGACGGGCUUCGAUGUCAACAUCCUGGAGGAGGAGCUGGGCAUCAUUCCCCGUGCUGUUCACCACCUCUUUAAGGGCAUCGAGGAGCGCCGCCAGGUGGCCCAGGAGCAGGGACGCCCAGCGCCGGAGUUUAAAAUCAACGCACAAUUCCUUGAGCUUUAUAACGAGGAAGUUCUGGACCUGUUUGACUCUGCACGAGACAUGAAGCAGAAGUCCCUCAUUAAAAUCCAUGAAGAUGCCAAUGGAGGAAUUUAUACAGUGGGAGUGACCACACGCACCGUGUCCUCGGAGGCUGAGAUGAUGCAGUGCCUGAAGUUGGGGGCUCUUUCUCGCACAACAGCCAGCACUCAGAUGAAUGUUCAGAGUUCUCGAUCCCACGCCAUCUUCACCAUCCACCUGUGCCAAGUCCGCGUCUGUGCCUCUGACAAUCAAGAAAAUGAGAAUGAUAACAAGGUCUCUAAUGGAAACUCUGAGAUGGAUGAGUACGAGACUCUUACCGCCAAAUUUCACUUUGUGGACCUAGCUGGUUCUGAAAGACUGAAGAGAACCGGAGCGACAGGGGACCGAGCCAAAGAAGGCAUCUCCAUUAACUGUGGACUGCUUGCUCUGGGGAAUGUAAUCAGUGCUUUAGGUGAUCGAAGCAAGCGGACUUCUCAUGUGCCUUACAGAGACUCCAAACUAACCCGACUCCUACAGGACUCUUUAGGAGGAAACAGCCAAACCAUGAUGAUCGCAUGCAUUAGUCCGUCUGAUCGGGACUUUAUGGAAACUUUAAACACGUUGAAAUAUGCCAACCGAGCCCGCAACAUCAAGAACAAAGUGAUGGUGAACCAGGACAAGGCCAGCCAGCAGAUCAGCGCUCUGAGGACAGAGAUCGCUCGACUGCAGAUGGAGCUGAUGGAGUACAAGACGGGUAAACGCUUAGUGGGUGAGGAUGGUGUGGAGAGCUUCAGCGACAUGUUCCACGAGAACUCCAUGCUGCAGACGGAGAACAACAACCUGAGGGUGAGGGUCAAAGCCAUGCAGGAGACCAUCGACGCCCAGCGGGCGCGCCUCACCCAGCUGCUCAGCGACCAGGCCAACCAGGCUCUCGCCAGGGCAGGUGAAGGAGGAACCGAAGAAAUUGGAAACAUGAUACAGAGUUACAUUAAGGAGAUUGAAGACCUGCGGGCGAAGCUCCUAGAAAGCGAGGCGGUGAACGAGAACCUGAGGAAGAAUCUGUCCCGCGCUUCAAGCCGUCAGUCUUUCUACUCGGGGCCCGGCUCCUUCUCCUCCAGCCUGAUGGCCCCCGAGAAGGAGACCUCUGAUGUCAUCGAACUCGCCAAGAAAGACCUGGAGAAACUGAAGAAACGCGAAAAAAAGAAAAAGAAAAGUGCCAACAAGGAGGAAGCUGACAACGAGCCAGAAAAAGCCUCUGAGAAGGAAACAUCGGAGCGGGUCAAUGAGGACACCGAAAUGGAGGUGCAAGAAACCAGCGACCACGAGGAAGGUGAGGAGGAGGAGGAAGAGGAUGAGGAGGAAAUGGAUGUGGAGGAGAGCUCUGAUGAUUCUGACUCAGAGUCAGAUGAAAAAGAGAACUACCAGGCAGAUCUGGCCAACAUCACCUGUGAGAUUGCCAUCAAGCAGAAACUCAUCGAUGAGCUGGAGAACAGCCAGCGCCGUUUGCACACGCUCAAACAGCAGUACGAACAGAAGCUGAUGAUGCUGCAGUGCAAGAUCAGAGACACCCAGCUGGAGCGGGACCGGGUCCUCCAAAACAUGAAUUCGAUGGAAACUGGCUCAGACGACAAGGCUCGUAAAAUCAAAGCGGAGUAUGAAAAGAAGCUGAGCGUCAUGAACAAGGAGCUUCAGAAGCUCCAGUCUGCUCAGAAGGAGCACGCUCGCCUGCUGAAGAACCAAUCACAGUAUGAGAAGCAGCUCAAGAAGCUUCAGAUGGACGUGUCGGAGAUGAAGAAGACCAAGGUUCGUCUCAUGAAACAAAUGAAGGAGCAGCAGGAGAAAAAUCGAAUGAACGAGUCUCGCAGGAAUCGAGAAAUUGCCUCUUUGAAGAAAGAUCAGCGACGGCAAGAGCAUCAGCUGAAGCUGCUUGAAGCUCAGAAAAGACAGCAGGAACUGAUCCUGAGGAGAAAGACUGAGGAGGUGACUGCUCUCAGGAGGCAGGUCAGGCCCACCUCAGGUAAAGUGGUCAGGAAAGUCAACCUUCCAGAACCAGUUCAGGACUCUGUCCACCGCCCCCCCUCUGGACGUAUGUACUCCUCCAGCAGCACUGCUCCAAACGGCACAUGGUCUUCUUACAGGCGCUCAGGAGGAGUUUAUUCUACAAGAAUUGCUCGCAACAAGUGGCAGACUUUGGAGCGGCGCAUCACAGACGUCAUCAUGCAGAGAAUGACUAUUUCAAACAUGGAGGCCGACAUGAACCGCCUCCUUAAGCAACGAGAGGAGCUGACGAAGCAUAAAGAGAAGGUGAUCCGGAAGAGGGAUCGUCUCCUGCGAGAGGGGGCGGAGUCAGAGAAGGCGGUGCUUCCUCUCAGUGAGGAAGUGGAUGCGUUGGCUGCCAACAUCGACUACAUUAACGACAGCAUUGCAGACUGUCAGGCCAACAUCAUGCAGAUGGAGGAAACUAAGGAGGAGGGCGACACGGUGGAUGUCUCUGCUGUGAUCGGCUCUUGUAGUCUGGCUGAAGCUCGUUUCCUGCUGGAUCAUUUCAUGUCGAUGGCAAUUAACAAGGGUCUGCAGGCAGCUCAGCGGGAGUCCCAGGUGAAGGUCAUGGAGGGCCGGCUGAAGCAGACUGAGAUCACCAGUGCUACUCAGAACCAGCUGCUGUUCCACAUGCUGAAGGAAAAAGCUGAGUUCAACCCAGAGCUGGAUGCACUGUUAGGAAAUGCUCUACAAGAGCUAGGUAACCUCCCGACUGAAAAUGGGGACGACAGCAGCAGUGAUGAGUCGUCUCAAAGUCCCUUGGCAGAGGGAGCCGCUUUGACAUCAGACCUCAUGAAACUUUGUGGCGAGACCAAAACAAAAAAUAAGGCUCGUAGAAGGACCACCACUCAGAUGGAGUUGCUGUACGCCAAUAGUGACUCUGCUCCUGACGCAGCUGCAGACUUCGCUGGUCCGAUGCUGCAGCCCCCUGAAACACCUGAUGGGAGUGGAGACAUGGACUUCUCAUCAGUCAGGGACUACACAGCUCUCUCCCCUGGCUUUUCCUCUAAAAUGGGCAGCAUUUCUGGCUCCAGGCCAGGUUUGGAGAAGCAAGCUCCGGAGCCUUCUCCGCUCUCUCGCAGGAAGACCUAUGACAAGUCACAAGCAGCGGCUGACAGGGCAAAGGUCAAGGAGAUUAAACAGGGCGUUAUUAAUCCGGUGCCAUCCACAAAGAGCAGCCGAUCUGCAUCGUUACAGUGUGUUCAUGUGGCAGAGGGACACGGAAAAGCUGUUUUAUGUGUCGACUGCACCGACGACCUUCUGUUCACUGGAUCCAAAGAUCGGACCUGUAAAGUUUGGAAUCUAGUGACGGGUCAAGAGAUAAUGUCCCUGGCCGGUCACCCUAACAAUGUGGUGUCGGUCCGCUACAGCUCCAGUUUAGUCUUCACUGUCUCCACCUCCUACAUCAAAGUCUGGGACAUCAGGGACUCUGCCAAGUGCAUCAAAACGUUAACGUCUUCUGGUCAGGUAAAUGUUGGAGACAUCUGCGCAUCUACCACCAGUCGGACGGUCACUAUCCCUGCAGGAGAAAACCAGAUCAACCAGAUUGCUCUCAACCCCAAUGGAACAGUUCUAUACACAGCUGCUGGGAACUCUGUCAGAGUGUGGGACCUUAGAAAAUUUGCGUCUACUGGGAAACUCAUGGGUCACCAAGGUCCAGUGAUGUGUCUGACUGUGGAUCAGUCUGGAAACAACCAAGACUUGGUGAUCACUGGGUCCAAGGACCAUUACAUCAAGCUGUUUGAUGUGUCUGAAGGCUCUUUGGGGAGCAUCAGCCCAACGCACAACUUUGAGCCCCCGCAUUACGAUGGCAUCGAAUCACUGGUGGUCCAGGGGGACAUUUUUUUCAGUGGUUCUCGAGACAACGGGAUCAAGAAAUGGGACCUGGACCGCAAAGAUCUGCUGCAGCAAGUCCCAAAUGCUCACCGUGACUGGGUUUGUGCUCUUGGCCUCGUCCCCGGCUCCCCGGCCCUGCUGAGCGGCUGCCGAGGUGGGGUCCUCAAGCUUUGGCACACAGACACCCUGGGGGCCCUGGGAGAACUCAAGGGGCACGAGAGCCCCAUAAACAGCAUCACUGCAAACAGCAGUCACCUGUUCACAGCGUCCGACGACCGCACUGUGAAGAUCUGGCGGGCUCGCGGUGGGCUGGACAGCACCUUAGAAGUCGAUAAUGCAGAUGAUGUCGCCAGUAACUGAAGACGGCCGCUUGCUUCGACUGUAGAGGGAACGAACAGCCCUUUGUGUUGCUGCUGCCCUGCACUUUGAACCCAAAACAUCACCUUAGAUACUCCUCGAUUUUUAACCCAGCUCACACUAAUCUUAUCUCACCUGCAGCAGUUGUUCUCUCUGACUGAUGUUUUUCCAUGACAUGGUGCAGUGCAGCUCAUUUUGGGUGUUUCUUUGUAGUUACAACAUGAAUCAGCUGGAACGUGGUGACAGUGGAACAAGAUAUUUUAUGUGUGCACAGAUCAAACAGGUUGUGCAUGACUACUGAAAGGGGCAUGUUUAGAAACCCAAAGUGUGGCUUACAUAUCUUUUAUUCUGCUGACUGGCCUUGAGCUGUGCAGCAUCGAGUCACUAUGAGUGAACCUUUCUGAAACAAAUGUAUUCAGAACUAAACUAAACUUUAUUCCACUUUAGGCUUUUCACUCUUUAAUCACUUCUUGUUAAAACUGCUAAAUCAUGAUGUGAUGAACACACUCCGACUGCAGCUUCACACAUGCCACAGUGCUGAACUGCUGAGAGAAGACUGUCUGCAGUGUAAUACUCUACCAUAUAAUGGAAACACAAAAUCAAACUCUUUUCUAGAAAAUCUUAUUUUCCCCUCCUUUUGCCUUAUCAACCUUGUACUCUAAAUAAUUCACUUUAGCUCAACAUAGACUCAUUUCUCUGCUGGGAUGUAACAUAGAUGAACACUCGCCCUGGAAGAAAGCUUGUUGUUGUCUUGAAGUCGAGGGUUAAAGGAGGAAGACGUGGCAGAAUAAAAGGGUUGGUAGCUGGUCUUCACAACCCACUUCUCAAUCAGCUGAUGUUUCCCUGUAGGUCUAAAGCUGAGAGGAACAAAUGUGACUUUGUGAAAAAUGGGAAAGCACUGGACCCCCUCAACUUUCCUCUCCUGCUGUGUUGCAGCUUCAGACUAGUGAUCACGACUGUGCAACCUGUCAUUUCGUCUUGUUGCUGUACUGUGCAGCACUUGUGAACUCAACAGUCUUAACAGCAGCAGUCCCACUUGACGCAAAAGUUUGACAAAAAUAAACCUAUUUGCUUUCUGUGCAGGAGCUGGCAGAGACAGCUAUAAAGCCUCAACCUCUUUUAAACCCAAUAAUUUGAAUAAAACAUCUCAUUUGUUUCAUCUGCAGAAAACCGAAGUAAACAUUGUGGAGUUGAGGAAGGUUCUGGUUGCUUAGGUAGUCUUCUACAUUUUGUCUCACUCUACUCUUACAGUUUCCCAUUACAUUGAACAACUAAGGUGUUGCAUUUUAACAGCAGAUUUUUCAGCUGGCAUCAGUUGAGUCCUGCUAGCUCAACGUUAGCUGUAGCUUCUCUCGGCCAAAAAAGCGCAAACUUUCUUCUGAUUCAACACGUUUCCCAACAUGUAGGACUAUUCCUUUAGCUUUUGAGCACUUGUAAGAAGUUGACACAGUUAAGCUUUGAAAUGUGAACAGUUUUAGUUCUUGUAUCACCAUGUGACACGUUGUCUGAUCGUACACCACUAACCUCUCCCUGCUCCGAAGGCAUCUGAUCCCCUUCCUUCACCCUAGAACAGGGCUUCUAGUUGUGGACUCCAGGUGAGGUCCACCUGGUAUCGCCGCUAACAUAUGUGUUUAAAUUUGUAACUGUAUUUUUGUUUUCGUUGGAAGAGGCCUUCAGACUCGCCUAACUGAGACACGUCUCCUGGUUCUGGUCUUUGUGAGGCCCCCCUUUCAAGCUCCUUCCUGAUGUAACUGAUCAGUCCCGAUCGUGAGCUGUCGCUUAUGAAUGUUUAGUGAAACAGCACCUGUAGGCAUCAUUUUAAUGUAUGUGUGUAUUUAAAAGAAAAAAGUGACUGAAUGUUUGUAAUGUGGGACCAUUGAUCUGAAUGCAGUCUCACAACAGCCAAGAGGACCAGAAGUGGCAGAAAGCCUAAGGACUGAGUGUUUCCUGCACUGAGGUGGCCUACAGCUAUCUGGUUAGUUUUUAUUAGUUCUGCUCUCUUUGUUCCAGAUAUCCUGGGUGUUUCCCUUUGGAGUUUUAGUAGCCAUUUCUAAAUGGCAGACUUUAGCUAUUCUAAUGUCAGAUGCCUGGUGAGAAUAAAUGCUAUCUGUCAAAAACAA
Molecule: messenger RNA, 7130 nt
Organism: Austrofundulus limnaeus
Lineage: Eukaryota; Metazoa; Chordata; Actinopteri; Cyprinodontiformes; Rivulidae
Gene: kif21a
Product: kinesin family member 21A
Exons: 34
Coding region: 325-5013 (1562 amino acids)
Biological process (GO): mitotic spindle organization; microtubule-based movement; spindle elongation
Cellular component (GO): microtubule associated complex
Molecular function (GO): microtubule binding; ATP binding; microtubule motor activity
Source: RefSeq, a predicted model, not a curated record